AUGCAGGUGAUAACAUGCGCGUUGUUUACGCUCGCCAGUCUCCCUCUCAGCGCCGGGUUGGAGGCCGACUCCUGCCCUGCUGUCUGCGAGUGCUCUGAGUGGAAGACGCACACGAUCUCCUGCUUUGACAUCGCUGUUCUCCCCCGGUUCCCUGGCAGCACGGAGACACUAUGGCUUUUCGAGACCCGUCUGUCAUCGGUGCCAACAGAUGCCUUUGCCAACAUGGUCAACAUCUCCAGGAUAUAUAUAUCAGUGGAUGUGACGCUGCAGAAGCUGGAGAGGCACUCCUUCUACAACCUGAAGAAAAUCACCCAUAUAGAGUUACGUAACGCAAAAAGUCUGAGCUACAUUGACCCAGAAGCCUUUAAAAAUCUCCCAAACCUCAAAUACUUGGGAAUUUUCAAUACCGGCCUUUCUGUCUUCCCUGACUUGAGCAACAUCCACUCUAAUGACAUGAACUUCAUACUGGAGGUUGUUGAUCAUCCCUUCAUCACGGAGAUUCCAGCCAACUCAUUCCGUGGCAUAACCAGCGACGUGCUGACAGUGAUGCUGUAUGGAAAUGGCUUCAGAGAAAUCCAACACCAUGCCUUCAAUGGGACCAAGCUAGAUCAAGUAGACCUUCACAGGAAUAAGUAUCUUACCAAGAUGGAUGAAAAGGCUUUUGCGGGCACCAUCAGCGGUCCCAUGCUUCUAGACGUGUCCCUAACAGGGAUCACCUCCCUGCCGACCACAGGUGUUGAUUCUCUCCGGGAGCUGAAGGCACGCGAUGCCUGGGCCCUCAAGAAACUUCCACCCAUCAAAACCUUCAAGCACCUCACCAUUGCCAACCUCACCUACCCCAGCCACUGCUGCGGCUUCAAAAACCUAAAAAAAAAACGAGGGUUUUUGGAGUACCUCAUCUGUAACUUGACUGCGUUCUAUGAUCAGCAUCACAAGCGUUCUGUAGGGCCCCUUGGCAUCCCUUCCCUCCAAGGGGACGUUGUGGAGGAAACAAUCCCAGAUGAGGAUCCAAAUGACGGAAACCACAGAGAGUCCCAAGACUGGAGGAGAGGUGACUUCCAUGGAAGCCUCCACUACCACGCCUACUUUGGGGGCCAGCCAGAUGAGGAUGUGGGUUUUGGAGAGACCCUCAAGAACCCCCAGGAGGACACCAGCCAAGACUUUAACAGUCGUUAUGAUUAUGUGGUGUGUGAGGAGGGAGAGGAGGUGGCAUGUGCACCAGUGCCUGAUGAGUUCAAUCCUUGUGAGGACAUAAUGGGUUUUGGCUUCUUGCGAGUGUCUGUGUGGUUUGUGAGUCUGCUGGCUGUUCUGGGAAAUAUGGUGGUGCUGCUGGUGCUGCUCACCAGCCACUACAAGCUCUCGGUCUCCCGCUUCCUCAUGUGUCACCUGGCUUUUGCAGAUCUGUGCAUGGGGAUUUAUCUGCUGCUUAUCGCCUCUGUAGACCUCCACACACGAGCCGAGUACUUCAACCACGCCAUAGAUUGGCAGACGGGCCCUGGCUGUGGACUUGCAGGUUUUUUUACAGUCUUCGCAAGCGAACUGUCAGUCUACACUUUGACGGUGAUCACUCUGGAGAGGUGGUAUGCUAUCACCUUUGCUAUGCGGCUAGAUCGUAAGCUGCGUCUGCACCAUGCGGCAGUCGUGAUGCUAGGCGGCUGGAUCUUCUGCCUCCUACUGGCCCUGCUCCCACUGAUUGGGGUGAGCAGUUACCAGAAGGUCAGCAUCUGUCUCCCCAUGGACACUCAGUCCACUGUGGCUCAGGUCUACAUCUUGUCAGUGCUGGUCCUCAACAUCCUAGCCUUUCUUGUUAUCUGUGCUUGCUACUUCAAGAUCUACUGUACAGUUCACAACCCUCACUACCGUUCUGGAUCCAAGGAUACCAACAUCGCCAAGCGCAUGGCUGUCCUCAUCUUUACUGACUUCUUGUGUAUGGCGCCUAUCUCCUUCUACGCCAUGUCGGCUGCGCUGGACCGGCCGCUCAUCACCGUCUCCAACUCCAAGAUUUUAUUGGUGCUCUUCUACCCGCUCAAUUCCUGUGCCAACCCGUUCCUCUAUGCCAUCUUCACGAAAGCUUUCAGGGGGGACAUAUUCAUCCUCCUCAGUAAGGUGGGCCUUUGUCAGCAGCGAGCACAGCUGUUCAGAGGCCAGACGGUCUCGUCAAAGGGCAGUAGCGCAACAUCUCAGAAUCGUAAAGACAAGGAUAGGGUUAAGAAAGUUGGAAACGGAGGCCAGGAAGAAGUGCCCAUCCACCUGAAGAAGUGCUUCGGUCAAACCGACCACCAAGCAGUCUGCCAGCUGACAAGUCCUGAAGAGAGCCAGAGCCUGAACACGUGAGCCAAACACCAGCUCAAGGUAGUCAAGCAGGGCAGGUUCCGGUGGGAAAGGAAACGUCUUGAUGUGUUUGUGGACAGAUCCAUUUGGAUAGUUAACAGAA
Molecule: messenger RNA, 2434 nt
Organism: Cyclopterus lumpus (lumpfish)
Lineage: Eukaryota; Metazoa; Chordata; Actinopteri; Perciformes; Cyclopteridae
Gene: tshr
Product: thyroid stimulating hormone receptor
Exons: 10
Coding region: 1-2334 (777 amino acids)
Biological process (GO): G protein-coupled receptor signaling pathway
Cellular component (GO): membrane
Molecular function (GO): thyroid-stimulating hormone receptor activity
Source: RefSeq, a predicted model, not a curated record